Didymodactylos carnosus is the source of this 3267-nucleotide messenger RNA. NCBI's taxonomy places the organism in Eukaryota, Metazoa, Rotifera, Eurotatoria, Philodinida, Philodinidae. The record is from the annotation of a GenBank genome assembly.
CUUGGCACAGGGAAUGGAAACUUUCAAACUCAUAUAACCUAUACGGUUGGCAGCUUCCCAUCUUCUGUAGUAUCAGGUGAUUUCAACAAUGAUAACAAACCGGAUCUGGUAGUGGCCAACCAGUAUGACAACAGUGUCAGUGUGCUGCUUGGCAACGGGGAUGGAACCUUUCAGAAUCACAUGAACUGUACGGUUGGGGGAGGCCCAUCUUCUGUAACAUCAGCUGAUUUCGACUAUGAUAACAACCUGGAUCUGGCAGUGGCUAACCAGUACGACAACACCGUCAGUGUGCUUCUUGGCAACGGGAAUGGAACCUUUCAGAAUCACAUGAACUAUAUGGUUGGGGGAGGCCCAUCUUCUGUAACAACAGAUUAUUUCAAUAAUGAUAACAACCUCGAUCUGGCAGUGACCAACCGGUACGACAACACUGUCAGUGUGCUUUUUGGCAACGGGAAUGGAAUCUUUCAAACUCAAAUGAUAUCUACGGUUGGUAGCUUCCCAUCUUCUGCAAUAUCAGGUGAUUUCAACAACGAUAACUACCGGGACCUGGCAGUGGCUAACCAGUACGACAACACUGUCAGUGUGCUGCUUGGCAAACGGGAUGGAAGCUUUCGGACUCAAAUAAUAUCUACGGUUGGUAGUGCUCCAUCUUCCGUAAUAUCGGGUGAUUUGAACAACGAUAUAAAACUCGAUCUGGCAGUGGCUAACUUGUACGACAAUACUGUCAGUAUGCUGCUUGGAAAAGGCGAUGGAACCUUUCAGACUCAAACCAACUCUACGGUUGGGGGAGGCCCAUCUUCUGUAACAUCAGGUGAUUUCAACAAUGAUAACAAUCUGGAUCUGGCAGUGGCUAACCAGUACGACAACACUGUCAGUGUGCUGUUUGGCACCCAGAAUGGAAAUUUGCACACUCAAAUGAUGUAUACGGUUGGUAGGAAUCCGUAUUCUGCAAUAGUAGGUGAUUUCACCAACGAUAACACCCUAGAUGUGGCAGUGGCUAACGUGUUCGACAACACUGUCAGUAUGCUGCUUGGAAAAGGGGGUGGAACUUUUCGGACUCAAAUGAGCUAUGCCGUUGGUAACUUUCCAUUCUCUGUAACAUCAGGUGAUUUUAACAAUGAUAACAACCUCGAUCUCGCAGUAGCUAGCUCGAACGACAACACUGUCAGUAUGCUGCUUGGAAAAGGGGAUGGAACCUUUCAGACUGAAAGCAACUAUACGGUUGGGGGAAGCCCAUCUUCUGUAACAUCAGGUGAUUUCAACAAUGAUAACAACCUCGAUCUCGCAGUAGCUAACUCGAACGACAACACUGUCAGUAUGCUGCUUGGAAAAGGGGAUGGAAGCUUUCAGACUCAAACGAGCUAUCUGGUUGGUAAUACUCCAUAUUCUGUAAUACCAGGUGAUUUUAAUAAUGAUAGCAACCUGGAUUUGGCAGUGGCUAAUCAGUACGACAAUACCGUCAGUGUGCUGCUUGGGAAAGGGCAUGGAAUCUUUCACAGUCAAACCAGCUAUACGGUUGGUAGCUUCCCAUCUUGUGUAAUUUCAGGUGAUUUCAACAAUGAUAGCAAUCUGGAUUUGGCAGUGGCUAAUCAGUUCGACGACGCGGUGAGCAGUGCAUUAUUUAACAUCUCACAAGCAACAGUAUCAAGAAUAAUAAUCAGUUGGACAAGAUUUGUGUAUGGUGUUGUACAAUCGAUCCCGAUAUGGCCAACAAAAGAGCAAAUCCAACGCCUGAUGCCAUUUGAGAUGAAAAAAAAUUACCCGCAAGUUCGCGUAAUCGUCGAUUGUACCGAGUUCGAACUGGAACAAUCGUCAAACCCACAAGCUCAACAGGACACGUGGUCAAAUUACAACAAUACAAAUACGGCUAAAGGUUUGGUAGGAAUAACUCCUAAUGGUGUAGUGUCAUUUAUUUUCUUUUUGUAUGGUGGAGCGGUCUCUGAUAAGGCCUUAUUAAAUCAGCGUGAUGAUCCAUCAGCAUUAAUGAACUUAUUACAAAAUGGUGAUAUCGUUAUGUCAGAUCGAGGGAUUCAGACAUCUAAAUCGAAUGUCUCCUUGUUGAUGUGUUAUGAAGAAAAACGUUGCGCGAAAAAGUCCUUCGGUGUCGAUACAGUUGAGAUAGAUGGCGAUAUGGACAUUAUUAUGUCGUCAACACCCGAAGGCAUUGAACUUCGACGAAAUCCUAGUGUUUUUAAACUGAGCUUAAUUAAAAGCAUAUUUUUGCCACUGAUGGAGACAUGGUUUAAUGAAAUCGAGACUAAUAUAAAGGAUGCUGAUUUAAUUGUGUUAUCAAUUACUUCUAUCAUUCUAGGCAUGAGUGCCAUUGAGAAACAUCCUGGUUUAAAAGCGAUUGCAAUCUAUCCCUAUCCUUUUACAGCAACAAAUGAAUUUGCUCCCCCUAUGUUAAAUGGAAAAAGUGAAAGUUUAUUCCAGUGGAUCAAUUCAUUGAAAUGGAAAAUGUCUAAUUAUGUUUUAUCAUCUAUGUACAGUGAUAAAAUCAAUCAACUUCGUACUUCGAUUAAUCUUCCAACAAUUAAAUUACUUGAUUAUUAUCAUAAUUUCGUAUCAAAUCUUGCAACUGCGGCUAUUUAUUCUAAACAUUUGAUUUCUCGUCCUUUAGAUUGGCCUGAAAAUAAUCACAUGGUUGGUCCUAUCAUUAAUCAAAGUUUUCCCAUUGACUUUAAGCCUUCUGAAGAUAUUAUUGAAUUUUUGGAAAUAAACGAAAAAGAAAAGAAACUAUUAUACAUUGGUGUUGGAUCAAUGUUACAUAUGAUGUUUGGAGAAAAAGAGCAAUUCGAAUUUUUGACUGUUGUUCAAACUGCCGUGUUCAAUAAUAAUAAUUGCAAAGCUAUUGUCUCUUUAUCUGGAAUUAAAGCUAAAGAUUUAUUUUUAACUAAUAAUGACAAUAAUAAUAUAUUUUAUUUGAAAACAAAUAUUCCACAUGCAUGGUUAUUUCCGCAAUUAACAGCUGCUAUACAUCACGGUGGUGCUGGUACAACACAUACAAGUUUAAGAUUUGGAUUACCAACAUUAAUAUUACCAUUUGGUGCUGAUCAACCAUUCAAUGGUGAUAGAGUAUUUAUCAAUAAAUUAGGGCCAAAGCCAAUUCCUAUUCGACAAAUAAAUGUCAAAAAUUUGACAAAUGCGAUGCGAGAUCUUCUUAAUACUGAUGAGUAUCAAACAAAUGCUAAAAAAAUUGGUGAAUUGAUGGCUAAAGAAAAUGGUCUUGAUCAAUGUAUAAGAUUAAUUGAAACACAAUUCACGUAG